AUGACCAGUCCUCAAUCCAACAACAAACUCGUCGCUAUCACCGGAGCCUCCUCUGGCAUCGGAGCAGCCACAGCCAUUGCUCUCGCUUCGAAGGGUUACAAACUCCUUCUCUUGGCCCGUCGUGUGAACAUGCUCCAACAGUUGCUGGAAGACCAAUCCAAUGCUUUGUCACCAGAGAAUACUCUCAUUGUGGAAUGUGAUGUAACCGAUGUGGAUUCAAUCGCGAAAGCAGUCCAGCUCUCUCACGAAAAGUUCCAUCUUCCCAUUGAUUGUCUUGUCAACAAUGCUGGCGUCAUGUUUUUGCAAUCAUUGGCUGAACAAUCCUUGCAAAGGCAGCAACAAAUGUUUUCAACCAAUGUGAUGGGAGUCCUGAAUGGUAUUCAUGUCGUCUUGCAAGAUAUGAUCGAAAGACAACAAGGAACAAUUAUCAAUAUUAGCUCCAUUGCAGGAAAGAAGAGUUUUGCUAAUCACGUAGCGUACUGUGGAACCAAAUUUGCUGUAAGUGGAUUGACAGAAGCACUGAGAAGCGAAGUGAGCUCUUCAAAAGUGAGAGUGAUUGUCAUUGAGCCUGGGGUGACACAAACUGAGUUGUUGGGCCACAAUGAUCCAGCUCAAGUCGAACCCUAUGAAGAAUGGAAAAAGACAAUGAGUUUGGGAGUGUUGAAAGCAGAGGAUGUUGCUUCAGCGAUUUUAUUUGCCUAUGAGGCACCUCCUCAUGUUUGUGUGAGAGAAAUUGCAUUGGCUCCAACUGAGCAGAAAGAUUAA
This is a messenger RNA of Naegleria fowleri, 765 nucleotides long. RefSeq lists its product as uncharacterized. The transcript has a single exon. Gene Ontology annotation, molecular function: oxidoreductase activity. The record is from RefSeq and is a predicted model, not a curated record. Lineage: Eukaryota; Heterolobosea; Eutetramitea; Acrasida; Naegleriidae. The coding region runs from base 1 to 765 and encodes 254 amino acids.